This is a messenger RNA of Blepharisma stoltei, 2223 nucleotides long. The record is from the annotation of a GenBank genome assembly. NCBI's taxonomy places the organism in Eukaryota, Ciliophora, Heterotrichea, Heterotrichida, Blepharismidae.
AUGAAUCCAAAUCAGCUAUUUGUUCCAAAAGGUUCUUCUUUAAAUCGAAGAAGCAGCCUUAGUCCUUUUCUUUCAAAUCAGAGCCCAAUCCCCCUUAUUAACUCUGAAAGAUCAAGCCAACUCAAUUUAAGCCGAGUUGGUUCAUUAUCCAGAAUAGGUGGCAGCAUAGCAUCAAGUCCUACCCCGCAACCUCACGACAUAAACAGCAUCACACUAAAAAAAAUUGCCCAUAAUAGCUCAAGAAGUCUUAAUAGCUUUGACUAUAUUACAAUUCUUGAUACAUUUCAAAGCAGUCAGGCAUCUCCAGUAUAUGAACCCACCCAUUCAAAUCAAAUAUUAAAAGCAGCUCCAAGGAACAGAACUAUCAUUUUCGAUAAGCAUCCAGCACCUUUGCUUAAUGUAGGGUAUGGAAUCUCAGAAAAAAUUAAUUCUGACUUGAAUUCAUUAUAUAGGAGCUCUCAUUAUAUAAAAAAACAGCAGACUAUCCCACCUCCACGUGAUAAGAUAAAUUCUAUUUUUUCAAUUUAUUAUUUGGGAAGAGGUUUCAACGUGUCUGGAAGCACUUUGGGGAGAUCGAAUGGGCUUGGAAUUCUGCUUAGUCCAGACCUAUGCCUUACUACACAUUCAGUAAUUGCUGAUGAAGAUGCUGCACUUAAUUCAUAUGCUCAAUUCAGAAAUAGCGAGGUUUUUAAAUUCGAUCCUCAGAGAUGCUUUGUGACAUCGAGUAAUCAUGAAUUCACACUUGUAGCUUUUCAGAGUCAAUCUGCAUUUGCUCUUCAAUUAUAUAAGCCAAUUAACAUUACAGAGCCCUUUUCACUUAGGAUUGGAGAUUCUGUGACCUUUUUCCCUUAUGAUUCCCAAACAACUAAAAAAGUGUUGGCAAUAGAAAAUAAUUUAUUUACAUUCACAUCAGGUAAUAAAGAAGGCUUAUUGCCUGGAACACCAAUAUUUUCAUCCACGUGGAUUUUUCAAGGAAUUUACAUCAGAUGCAGCUCACACAUCAAUAUUGUAAAUAGGGUUGAGCAUGUUUUCGACUAUUUUGAAUCAUUUAUGUCUAUGAAUCCUAAUUCUUUAUUAGACAGGUUCUUGCACUUGGAUCACAUAGGAUUUAUGAAGCAAUUUCACGACAUGAAUUUAUAUUAUUUUGAAUGGCAUGGAAGGAGCACGUGAAAAUAUGAUAUUGGAUUAAAUGAAUGAGUCCGAAUAAAUCUUGGGAGCAUUGAAUCUUUAGAGAAGAAAGGUAAGCACUGGACUUAUCAUUGAAAUUCGAGGCUUGUAUAUCUUCCUGACAUGUCAAUUCUAAUUAUUGGGGGGAAAUCGAAGUUGACGGGAGGGGAAACUAACGAACUUUGAUUGUUAUCGCCUUCUAAGGGAUAUAAAUUGAAGAAACUAGCUUCUAUGUCGGCUGUAAGAGAAAGCGCUGCUUGUGUAUAUAUUGAGAAAUCUGUUUAUGUUAUAGGUGGAAAGCCAAAUCUUCAAUCUUGUGAAAUGCUAUCUCUUAAUAGCAAGAAAUGAACUGAUAUUGCUUCUAUGCAGCAUCCAAGAUAUGAUGCAGCAGCAUGCUCAGGAUUAAAUAAUACUCAUAUCUUUGUGUUUGGAGGCUGCCCUGUUUCCACUUCUGGAAGAUCCAUUGAAAUUUAUUCAAUAAAGAAGAAUCAAUGAGACUUGCUUCCUAUUUCUAUGCCAAAGCCUCUAUUAAAGCCCGCACUUUUUCCAAUCACAGAUAUACGUAAUUCCCUUUAAUAGCCCUAUCAGUGGGUGAAUUGCCCGCUACAAUUACAAUUUGGUAGACCAAAAAUUAUUAGUUUUGGUCGGACCAAAUUGUGAACUCAGCAGUUAUUUCACCCACUGAUAGGGCUAUUAAAGGGAAUUUUCUAUAGAAAAAUAGCUAUUUUAGGAGGAGGAUCAUCUUCAAUUUAUUUAUUAUAUAUUGAAGACUCAUUAGACCAGCAAGAUUAUAAAUACAAACUUAAAGAAUGCAUAAAGAACCUAGAAGAAAAUUUAGAAACUGCUUGACCUGUAGCAUAUGACAGAGAUGAAAAUAAAUUAUAUAUUCUAAAUCUUAAUAGGAGUGGAUACAUAAGUACGAAUCCUGGCGUUGUUGAAUAUCGUAUACAAGAUUUUGAAUUUGGACAAAGGCAAGACCAUAAUUUUGAUUUAUUUUCUACUUUUGGAACUUCCAAGCAAUCAAGAGUGCAAACUCCUAUUUCUCUGCAUAGAUAA